Messenger RNA from Exophiala spinifera, 2382 nucleotides. RefSeq lists its product as uncharacterized. Bases 1 to 2382 code for a protein of 793 amino acids. The transcript has a single exon. NCBI's taxonomy places the organism in Eukaryota, Fungi, Ascomycota, Eurotiomycetes, Chaetothyriales, Herpotrichiellaceae. The record is from RefSeq and is a predicted model, not a curated record.
AUGCCGGGGAAAUACUCUCACACCGUCGUGCUGGCGACUUAUUCUAGUCGUGGCAUUUUCAACGUACCCAGCUCCCAGAGGUCGAAUCCGGAGCGUGAUGACUUAUCAGGGACAUCGUAUUCACCUUUCCUAAAGUCUCGGAACGGGGAAUCACCUCCAGCAAAGAAGACCAGCGCCACGACCCCUUCACAAUCGACUCCGGAUCAUCCCAGACGGCAUCCACGAAAAGAUUCAAGCCGCAAAUCUACUCAACCGUCCAACAAUACGUCAAGUCAUACUCCACGAGAUUCCCACAAUCAUCCUAGUGGGGUCGCAGCACAGACUCACGGCGUAUCAAGCCAUGGCCAAGAAUCUCGGCCUCGUCAAGCAGAAGCCGGAAUAGAAUCUUCGUCGAAACCAGAAUAUGGUUUGUCAAGGUACAGCCAUUAUGAGAGUGACCCAUGGUUCAUUCCAUCCAGGCAGUCACACCAGAUAGGUACCGACGCUGCAGAACGUGCAAUUGCGGACCCGUCGGAACCUUAUGCGAUGCCACAGCAUCGGCAUGUACGGAAAUACGAACCACGUCCAGACGUCAGCGAGCGGAGAGGACUCAUGCCUCGCAGUAGACACUAUCGCUCGGCCAAAGCGGAAAAGCAUGUCGAACCACUUCUCUCACUGCAACAAUUUCUCGACCUACUACCUCCCCGGGACGGGUCCAGUUCACAGCUAGACAGGACUCCCCCUCAGUCCGUUUUUCUCUCGUCGUCUAAACGUGUAACCCUCCUACCAGGUUUCCGUCCUGCGCCUCCUCGUUGCGACUCGGCGCCAGCUCUCCAUAGAAGGUCUUCCCACCUCGACUCGGCAAGACCACCUCCGCGAACAGCAAAUUCCAGUGACUCCUUCAACCGCGGGGAUACGAGUUUUAUUGACUCGUCUGACGACAGCGAAGAAGGUGAAGAAGUGACAGGAUUUGAGAAGUUGCACGCCGCGCAUAUGCCACCUUCCACACCAGCAGGACAUGAUGACUUCCAGCCCCCGUUUUCCGGUUACCACGAAGACGCCAAUUCUCGUCGUAAGAUAGUCGACUUGACGAAAGACCUUCGAGAGUUGCCAGCUAUGUAUUCUCCACGACCUGAGAAUGGCGCGAAUAGCCCACCAGUAACCGUUACCAAAGUCCACCAAAUGCAAUCGGAACGUUCCUCACUGUAUCCCUACGAGAGCGAUGUAUCUGAGGAUUUUCCACUGCAAAAGCACUCGCCGCCGCCGCAGCUCCGAUCUGCCACUUUCCAAGCCGCGCAUCUAACUCGCUCCCAGACUCCUAUUUAUGAAUUGCCUGAUAACCAGGUGGAGAGAAUAGUCGAUGGUUUGCGAAAAGGUCCAUUGUCUUCAGAUCCGAAAACCCAGAAGUUAAAUGUCGCCGCUGAGGAACGCCUACCCCCCCUCCCAGAGUUCUCGGAUAUAGACGAUUUCGAGGAAAACCCGAACACCCCAUCUGUGAUCGAUCCUCCACAUGGGCGUCAGAGGUAUUACAGGACAAAGGGCGAAGAAACAACCAAAAGCGAAAGUCGAAUUUCCAUUUCUCGAUUGACGUCUCGGAAAAGCUUCGAUAUCGGCCGGAGAGCUAGCCUUUCGUCAGCAAUUUAUGCUCAAGGAAGGACACCUUCGAGGAUCGCAGGCACUCCGGAACCUCUUCACUGUGAUAUGAGCAUCUCUUCCGCCACUGACAUACCGGAAGUGGCACCUUUAAGAAUCCGAAGCAAGACACCACCAGUUCCCACGAGAGAUAGUCGAAGAGUCACCUCACCAACGGCGUGUCCGGGUCCGACAAUACCAUUCAGGCCGGUCAACCCUACUCCAAACUUUGGAACAUUGUCUGUCGUGCGGAAUCCCGAUGAAAAGACCAUGCUCAAAGUGCAAAACGUAUCGCGAUCGACCACACCUCUUCCUGCAGAAGGAAAGGCCUCGCCGCAGAAAUUCCCCCUGCUCCAACGCCAUUUGCUCCAUUCAUUCUCGGACCUUGCGUCGAUGAAAAGUAUAAAUGUGCCCGAGUUGACGAGGAGAAGUAGCUACGAAUCGCUGGUAUCUCCCGAGAGGAAGGGGAUGUCGCCCGAGGCCAAGACACCUUCCACUGCAGAUUUUGCGGAUGACAGCUGGGGCCGUUUGUCAAUUGAGCCUGCACGAUCCACUCGACGUGUUGCGGAGUUCGAAUCACAGCCCGCCCAAAGUCAUGACAACGUCGAGAAGCGCGGGCGCUCCAACGAUAUCAACCACCAGCGAGGGCCCGUCGCUCUCCCACCCCCUGAUAUUUACCGACAUCGUCCUGGUGAGGUCCAGCGUGGCGCCGUGGCGGUGGGCGGACGAAAUCAGUCCAAGGGCGUUUUCGGGAGAUUCAUCAGAUGGUAA